Amyelois transitella is the source of this 3651-nucleotide messenger RNA. It is a transcript of the gene ae48, whose product is annotated as juvenile hormone esterase. The transcript has 5 exons. The record is from RefSeq and is a predicted model, not a curated record. Bases 153 to 2282 code for a protein of 709 amino acids. NCBI's taxonomy places the organism in Eukaryota, Metazoa, Arthropoda, Insecta, Lepidoptera, Pyralidae.
CAUCUUCACGUUGCAAUGUUGGCUGCAUUGUAGUGCUAAUGCCCGCCCGCUCGGUCACGAGUGCGCCAGACGGAUUGCAUUUUCAAACAUCUGUUUCGUCGGAAUUAAGUUACGGAUUGUUUGUGUGAAAAGUCUAAUAACAGUAGACCACGAUGAUAAACGCCGUCAACGAAUUCCUAGACGAUCUUCGUGGAGGAAGAAUGACCGAAGCGCCGAUCGUGAGGGUGGAACAGGGUGAGCUGCAGGGGCGUGUGGUCACCAGCCCUUCGGGGAAGGCCUUCUACAGCUUCCAGGGUAUCCCUUACGCGAAGCCGCCCCUUGGCUCCUUAAGGUUUAAGGCACCACAACCGCCAGAAGCGUGGGAAGGCGUUCGUGAUGCAACAUCAGAAGGGAACAUCAGCGCUCAAAUCGACCCGCAAACUAAAGAAUACGUGGGCGAUGAGAACUGCCUUUUCUUGAACAUCUACACCAACAAUUUGGACGGUUCUUUCCUCCCUGUCAUGCUCUAUAUCCACGGAGGCGGCUUUAGAUUCGGCUCUGGCUCUUCCAGUCUUUACGGUGGAGAUUAUCUAGUCGAUAAAGAUGUUGUCGUCGUCACAAUCAACUAUCGCUGUGGUGCGUUAGGUUUUCUCAGUCUCAACACUCCCGAAGUGCCUGGCAAUGCUGGCCUGAAAGACGUGGUGCAAGCCAUUCGAUGGGUCAAAGAUAACAUCCAUAAUUUUGGUGGUAAUCCUGGCAAUUUGACGAUAUUCGGCGAAAGCUGUGGCGGUGUAGCCACGUCGGUGUUAACAGCUAGUCCGCUAACUAAAAACUUGAUCAGCAAAGCGAUAAUACAAUCAGGGACUGGGCUUAAUAGUUGGGCGUUCCAGAAAAAUCCUCUGGACAAUGCCAGGAGUCUCGCUAAGAGUUUGGGAUGCGAAUCCGAUGGUGUGGAUGAUAUUUUAGAGUUUCUAGCAACAACACCGGUCAAAGACAUCGUUGAAGCGAACGACAGGAUGCACCCUCCGGAGCUUUUUUACGAAAAAGGAUCAAAUAUUUUCGCUCUAGUGGUCGAAAAAGAAUUCCCUGAGACAGAAGCUGUUUUGACUGAAGCGUUUAUUGACAUUUUAACUUCUGGCAGAACAGCUGAAAUCCCCAUCAUGAUUGGUAGUACAACAUUAGAAUUUACAUGUGAACGUACCAAUGACGAUUUACAAAAUUUCAUACCAGAAGAACUACACAUAGAAAGAAAUACAGAAGAAUCUGUCGCUAUAGCUGAAAGGAUCAAAUCUUUGUACUUCAAAGGCAAUCACAUUGGGGUUGAGAGUCUAAAUGAGUAUUUUGAGCUAUUAUCUGAUAAACUAGUCAAUAUAGAUACGCAUAGAUACGUUCAAUACUUAGUUAAAGUGUCGACGAAGCCGUUGUAUUACUACAAAUUUGAUUAUGUGGGAGAAUUGAACUUGUCAAAGAAGUUAUUGUCUUCUUUGGGCUUGAAACAUGCGGGCCACAUGGACGAGCUGGGGUAUUUGUUCAAGAAUGACCUGCAGAAUGACGUGGAACCGACUCAGCAAGAUAUAAGGAUGAGGGAGAGGAUGCUCCGGCUGUGGACAAACUUCGCUAAGUCUGGAAACCCAACACCCGACGAAAACCAGUACAUUACCGUUGAAUGGCUUCCCGUGAAUAAAGAUCACCUAUACUACCUCAAUUUAGGCGAAGAACUAUCACUUGGCACGAAUCCAGACAAGGAGAAGAUGGAAUUCUGGGACGAGCUGUACAACAAACACUAUCGUAUCUGGGAACACCCUAAAACUAACAACGACGCUGUUAAAGAUGGCGCUGGUGACACAAUAGCAGCUGUUAUAGUUUCCGAGACUGUAUACGAACCAGUCGAUGAAACAGACCCGUCUGGACAAACGGUCGUCAUUGAAACGACCGUAGUUGAAGCUGUUGAUGUAAAUGAACUGGACAAUGCACCGGCUGAAGUCGAAAGCCAACCCGACCCUCCUAAAGUAGUAGAAAGCACAUACGAACCACCUAAAGUGGUAGAAAACGCAUAUGAUCCGCCAAAAGUGGUAGAAACUGCGCAAGAGUUACCCAAAAAUGGUGAUGUCAAGACAGAACAUCUAAAUGGCAAUGCGGAAAGAAAAGUGAGAACGUCGAAUGAAAUCAAAAUGGUGCAAAAUGCCAACGGUGUGCCCAAAGACGUAAUAAGGGCCAAUGAUCCCCCAGAAGACGACCUACCUAAGAAUAUAGGUGUGAACAAGUUCGUGAAUUUCUUUGAAUCGCUCGGAGGUAAGAAGUGAUGCCAUAUUGUCUAUCAGUAUUUAUCUGUCAUUGAAUAUACAAAUGUCUUUGGAGUAUAUUUUCAAUAACUCAUUGAAAUAUUUGGAAAAAAAACGCGUAUAUAUGAUACAAUAAAAACUAAAUUAUUUUCAAGUAGAUUAUUUCAAAUUAAACAUUUUUAUAGUAAAGAAUUUCUUUUUAUUGUCUUUCGCCAUUUAUGGUCUCAUUAUAAAACAUGCUUUAUAAUUUUACGGUUAACAUAUUUACUGGUACAUUUGUUAUUGAAAAUAUACGACAUGUCUUUUUUAUUUUAUUUAUGUUCUAGUUAGUAAUCUUGAUUAUAAACGGCAAAAUUGUGGAUAUUUGAUUGAUUAGGGUUUUAAUAUUUAAUAAAUGUUGGAUUUAAAUUUAAACACUGAAUUUAAAUAAAUUAAUGGCAACACUCAACAAUUGUAAAAUUAAGGUCAUGGUUAAGACUUCAGUUUUAACUUCAAUUCCAAAAAUUUUGAUGCGCCGGGUGUGAUACUGUUUAAUACUAAGAGUGUUACAUAAAUCACAAUCAUAACAAAAAGAAAGCAAUUAAUUGCAAUUUCCAUGUUUUUAACAAAAGCGUGUUAGAUGUGAAAUAAGAAAUUACGUGCGGUGCUUAUUUAUUAUUCAAAAUAUAUUUUAGUAAAAUUAGGGAGAAAAUAUAUAUAUACUUCGGGUUAUAUAAACUGCAUUUUUUUAAAAUAAAUGGACAAUUAUUUACUCAUGGUAGUUAACAUAGAAAUAUUGUAUGGCAACCCUAAUUAUUGUACAUUCCAUAAUGACUUCCAAACGUUGUAUUGUGAACUUUUAAAAUUAUUUAUUUACUUCCAUAAAUUUAUAAUUAAUUAUAGUUUUUAACAAAUAUUAUAAUACAUAUCAAUGUUUGUUGUAAUUCAAUAUUUGCAAAUAUGAUUUUUUUUAAUUAAGGCGCAAAUGUAAAUUUAUUGGCAUUUAAUGUAGUUGGGUCAUUGACAGACGUUUUAAAAAGCUACAGCUUAAAAAUAGUCUUGAGAGCAGAAUACAUACAUACAACCACGUCUGUAUUCCUUACGUGGUGUAUAGAGCCAACAGUCAAAAGACUCAGCUGUUGCUAUUAAUGUUGAAAUAUUAAAAUUUCUACGCCAUUUUGUAAUAGGUACUAGAUUUAUAUUUUAUAAACUUAUGUCUGUGGGUGAUCUAAAAAAAUAAAAUAUUCGAAUAAAAUCCAUAGUUAUAUCGAUUUAAAUACGAUCUAUUUAAGUGUAGAUAUGUGCCAAUGUAAACCUAGAAAUAAUUUUUAAUUGUUAUUAAAAAAGUUACGGUAGAUGUGUAUUUUUAUAUAAUUAUACUUAUGUGAGUAAAUAAAUUUAUUUAAAAUAA